This is a messenger RNA of Lepisosteus oculatus (spotted gar), 3165 nucleotides long. Lineage: Eukaryota; Metazoa; Chordata; Actinopteri; Semionotiformes; Lepisosteidae. The record is from RefSeq and is a predicted model, not a curated record.
ACCACGGAGGAAGACUAUGGAGACCAUGGUGUUACUCCUGAUCUGCACUGUGCUUGCCUUCACCCCUGCACAAGCUUACACUUCCUUUCCCUGGACUACAUAUCCUUCAUUACCCCAACUUUCCACUGAAACUGCUUGGCAGUGUGGUGGCACUCUGACCCAAUCAAGAGGACAGUUCACAAGCCCCAACUAUCCCCAGAGCUAUCCAAACAAUGCACAUUGCACCUGGAACAUACGAGCUAGUGGUUACCGGACUAUCUACCUGGAGUUCUCUUACUUUCUUUUGGAAACUACCCCUGGCUGUGGAUAUGACAGAGUUUCAGUAUACGAUGGCCCUUCAUCAUCCUACCCACUUCUAGGGAGAAUCUGUGGGGGACAAAAAAGAACCUACAAUUCCACCCGCAAUUACAUGACAGUGGUUUUCGAAAGUGACUCUUCCUCUACUUACAAAGGAUUUGAAGCAUUCUACAGCUUUCAUGAUGUUGAUUCAUUCCCAGGUUAUUCUACUGCAGAGACUCAAACUACAGCUUGGUAUCCAGAUGUCACAACAAGCAGUAGUGGAUCCUGCAGACACUAUUGUGGGUACCAUCUUGGCAGCUGCUCCUGCUAUUCCUCCUGCAGAUACUACGGUGACUGCUGCCAUGACUACUAUGAUUACUGCUACGCUACGACUCCUGAUUUUGUCACCACAACAGAUGUCACAACAAGCAGUAGUGGAUCCUGCAGACACUAUUGUGGGUACCAUCUUGGCAGCUGCUCCUGCUAUUCCUCCUGCAGAUACUACGGUGACUGCUGCCAUGACUACUAUGAUUACUGCUACGCUACGACUCCUGAUUUUGUCACCACAACAGCUGCUGCCUUGACAACAGACAGUGGAUCCUGCAGGUACAAUUGUGGUUACGACUUCGGAAGCUGCUCCUGUUCUUCCUCCUGCAGUUACUAUGGCAACUGCUGCCCUGACUUCUGUGGGUACUGCUCCAGCUUGGACUAUGGUUACUGCUAUGGAACUCCUACUCCUAGUAUCCCUACUCUUCAAUGGGAUACUACAACAGCUUCCAGUGGCUCAUGCAGGAACAACUGUUAUGGCUAUAGUGGAAAUUGCUCCUGUUCCUCCUCUUGCUCGAACCAUGGCAACUGCUGUAAUGACUUCUGUGACUACUGCCCAUAUGUGAAUCACGUUUUCUGCUACCCCAUCACCACACCAACUUCGACACCAAGUACAGUUUGGGGAUCAUGCAAUGGAAAUUGCUAUGGCCAUUCUGGAAACUGCUCCUGUUCCUCCAACUGCAGUUACCAUGGAAACUGCUGCAAUGACUUCUGUGAUUACUGCUUCAAUGUGGACAGCAGCUACUGUUUCAACCGCCCAGGUUACUGUGGGGGUAACCUUGGUGGCUCCUCUGGUUCGUUCUCAAGCCCCAAUUACCCCAAUAAUUACAACAAUGGAGCUAACUGCAUAUGGCACAUCACAGUUCCCAACGGACAGAAAGUCUUUUUGACUUUCACUGACUUUGAACUUGAGUCAUGUGGCAGCUGUGGCUGUGACUCUGUCUCUAUAUACGAUGGACGCACAUCUUCUUCUCCUCUGAUUGCGAAGAUCUGUCAGAACACGACAUCAGACUCGUACCACUCAACCUCCCACUACAUGACUGUGGUCUUCAGAACAGAUGGCUCUGCUGUCAGAAAAGGCUUUCGGGCUAUUUACAGCAGCACUGUGCCAGUAUAUGGAGCUCAAGUGGAGUGCUCUUCAGAUGCCAUGCGAGUGAUCAUCCAGAACUCCUACCUGGACUCCAUGGGACUUACUGGCAAUGAUUUAUACCUCAAUGACCAAUACUGUCGACCUGUGUUCUCUUCUUCCCACGUAACAUUCAAUGUUCCACUAAACAGCUGUGGGACAGUUCGAGAGGACAGCCGCGGGCGCAUCACGUACAUCAACGAUGUAAGGGCUUUCGUCUCCAGCUCGGGAGAGAUCACACGCCAGUCCCACAUGCAGCUCCGCGUGGGCUGCCGGAUGCAGCAGGACACCAUGGUGCAGAUCAUGUACGUGGCAAGGGAGCGCGUGACUGGCAACAUCACCGGCUCAGGGAACUACAACGUCAAAAUGGCCUUCUACACAUCCAGCAACUUCUACUACCCAGUGACUAUGUCUCCCUAUGUAGUGGAUCUUAACCAGUUCCUCUACGUGCAAGCGCAGCUCCAGAGCAGCGACAGCAACCUGGUGAUCUUCCUGGACACAUGCGUGGCCUCCCCCUCUCCCACUGACUUUUUAACACGAACCUACGAUCUGAUUCGUGAUGGCUGCAGGAAGGACAGCUCCUUUUACAGUUACGUCAGCGGUACCUCGACAGUGGCGCAGUUCAGAUUCAGUGCCUUCAAGUUCAUACGCUCCCAUCCCUCAGUGUACCUGCAGUGCAGGAUUGCAGUGUGCAACGCCUAUGACAACUAUUCACGCUGUAAACAAGGGUGCCAACCCCGCAAGAGGAGGGACCUGAGCUCCUCCCAUGAGAAGACCACCGUGGUGCUGGGGCCCAUCCAGCUAAGGGGUAAGAUCAGGACAAGUUCCCAUUGUCUGGGUCUCCAUGCAUACCACAGUGCAAAGAACUCAAUUUUUCUGCUAAAAAAGUUACAUAUCGACUGAGCUGCCAAUCUAAAAUUUCACGAGGAAGUUCAAAAUGGUUUCUUUUCAUUUUGCAACAUUUAGAAAUUGCAUUUUCUCAUUCCAAAAGUGUUUUUCAUGCACUGUAGCAGAAAAUGGUUUUAGACUACAGACUUGUUAGAACUGUAAACCACAAUGUCCAGGAAUACAUUGUACCAAGUUCAUCACUCUCCUGUCAUUUUGACUACCCUGUAUCUUUUUCAGUGGAGAAUAGCUUUUUACUUAAGUAUUCCCACUCAGUGUUAAACUCAAUCUUUUCCUGUUUUUCAGAUCCUACAAAGCCAGACAAGGAAACCCUGGUCCAAGCCAUAGUGUAACAAGUCAAGGCCCAGCUUGAUGCAGCCUUACUUACUAUAUCGGAGCUAACCUUCUCUCUUUCCCUUGACCAGUCACGAUCCAGUCUUUCACCUUAAUGCUUUUUAGGAGAUUCAUUAAUUUCUAACUGUUUAGCACAGAAAAUAUUUUCCACCCUGUAAUUCUAUUAACCCAAUAAAAAAAACACUGGCAAAACA